AUGGUCGGCGUUCCACGAUCUCUAGGGUGCUUCACGUGUAGGAAGAGGAAGGUCGCGUGCGAUCAAAGUCGACCGACAUGCAAGAACUGUCAGAAACGUGGCGUCGAAUGUGGCGGGUACGCCAAAUAUUCGACCGUCCUGCAGUGGACACCCAAUGGCCUUAAGAAGAGGCAGCGCUUCGAGGAAGUAGUGGGCCGCAAGCAACCUUCUCAAGAUGCGGCUCUGGUCAAGUCCAGAUCCAGCUCGCCUAGCAGCACUGCACCUGCCCCUUCAGACUCCGAUAUAGGACUACUUCUCCCCGCUCAGGCUGGCAUCGGGAGCCUCGUGUUGCAACAACUCCAGACGAAAUGUUACGAGACCUACCUCCCUCCUCGAGGGGAGGUCAUGGUCGACGUCAAGGAGACAUGGAUGUAUACCAUGAACACUUUGACUGACCAAGGGAACGCUCUGUCAGCCUCCUUCGCUGCGCUGAGUCUGGCUAGGAUGGGGGUGGUGACAGGCAAGUCUGACUUGGUCGCCCAAGGGAGGGGACAGUACGCAAUCGCCUUGACUGGCUUGAAGAGAGCGCUAUACGAUCCCGAUCUGGCGUUUCAAGACAGGACACUGGCUGCAAUGAGGACGUUGUCGAUAUACGAGAUCUUGUCUCCCACGUACUCGUCAGUACCACAUGGAAAGGUUCACGAGCAUGGCAUGGCAGAGUGGUGUCGGGCAGCAGGUCCUCGCAGCAUCAAGACAGACUUCGCCAUGCAACUGUUCAAGGACGUCAGGUGGACCAUCAUGAACCACUGCAUCGAGACCCACAAGGCAUCUAUCCUUGGUAGCGAAGAGUGGUUGACACUACCUUGGGAACGAUUCGAGAAAGACAGCCUGCAAAAGCUUUAUGACUUUGGCUUCGACAUUAGCACACUAUUGCAGUUGGUAGACAGCAGUCUCGCUUCCUAUGAUUCGGAACUGCUGGCAACGCUACCGAUGACAUGCUUCAGUCUGCUGGAAGGGCUCGACCUAUGGCGUGAUAAGGCAUGGCCAAGUCAGCACGAUUCGCCGUUCGAGCUUAGCGAAGACAUCUAUGCCGACACAGAAAAAAGCCUACACAAUCUCAGUGGCAUGUGGGAGGCAACCAACAUGAUAUACUAUUGGUGGUUCAAGAUUCUCCUCAACGAAGCGCUGUCUUCAUUGCAAACAGCGUCCAGCCGGGAGAGCUCUAUCUUCUCUGAUGGAUCUUCGCCUGAAAACAGCCAGUCCACCGUCAAUCAGUACGCAGAUCUGGCACUCACAAGCAACAUACUCACGCUGGCGGCAGACAUUGUGCGAGCAUCGCCGUAUCUACUGGCCGACAACACAGGCUGGGUGGGUCCGCAGAGACUGGCGUAUCCACUCAAAGCGGCCAUGAAGCACCUCGCUCGCGCCCGUUCGCCGCUCGUGCUGGAGGCUCAGGCGUCUCUCAAGGCUCUUUUUGGCAGGCUUAAGCCAAGUUGCUAG
Molecule: messenger RNA, 1479 nt
Organism: Saxophila tyrrhenica
Lineage: Eukaryota; Fungi; Ascomycota; Dothideomycetes; Mycosphaerellales; Extremaceae
Exons: 5
Coding region: 1-1479 (492 amino acids)
Biological process (GO): regulation of DNA-templated transcription
Molecular function (GO): DNA-binding transcription factor activity, RNA polymerase II-specific; zinc ion binding
Source: RefSeq, a predicted model, not a curated record